ACCAGAAGAAGAAGAAUCACUUCCGGGAUAAACAAGGACAUGUGUUAAAUAAGUAUCCUUGUGAAUGUCUGUCUCCAGCCUGCACACCGUCCUGUCCGUCACUGGGGGAGGAACUGACAGCUGUUAGAAGUUGUAUUUAAACACACCUGUUAGAAAAGUGUUAGUUAGCGUUACUCGACUUUAUGGCGGCUUCUGCUCAUGUCUCCAAAGUGCGCUCCUUGUACAAGAGGAUCCUGGUGCUGCACCGGUUCCUGCCGAUAGAUUUAAGAGCCCUCGGGGACCAGUAUCUGAAAGACGAGUUCAGAAGACACAAAGCUGCAUCCUCCUCCGAGGUGAAGAGCUUCAUGACGGAGUGGGAGAACUACAAGGACACCCUGCAGACUCAGGUGCUGGAGUCGGCGAGGGGGCAGCUCAGCUCAGUCAAGUUCGGCUCCCACCUUCCGGAGGGGGAGCUCGGCAACUUCCAGGGAGACCAGAUAGGCCAACUGUACGAACUCAUGCUGGAAUCCACCAAAUCCAGCAGACAGUUUGACAUCCAGGAGGACGGAAAGUGAACACGCAGAACACGCAGAACACGCAGAACACGCAGAACACGCUCUGAUGGAGUCAGACCUUUUACAUUCCCUCUGAGUGCUUCAGAUUAGAAGUGGUACUCAAAGGGAGACGAGAGGCUUUUAAGUAUAUUAUAUUAAAGUGCUGUGUAAUAGC
This is a messenger RNA of Cottoperca gobio, 708 nucleotides long. RefSeq names its product succinate dehydrogenase complex assembly factor 3 (gene sdhaf3). Gene Ontology annotation, cellular component: mitochondrial intermembrane space; mitochondrion. The transcript has 2 exons. The coding region runs from base 183 to 554 and encodes 123 amino acids. The record is from RefSeq and is a predicted model, not a curated record. Lineage: Eukaryota; Metazoa; Chordata; Actinopteri; Perciformes; Bovichtidae. Gene Ontology annotation, biological process: mitochondrial respiratory chain complex II assembly; succinate metabolic process.